UCAGCGUCACUUAGGUGUUCUCACCCUCUAAUGGGAACACUGGCCUGGGAUUAAAGCCCAGACCGCCAUCCCGAGAAGUCGGGAGCCUCCAACUGGGAACCUUCUACACUUUUUUCAGGCGACCUUACAGCAGCACCAACAACCGCAAUGAGAAUUCUAAUCUCUUCCCUCCUUCUGUUGCUGCCACUAAUGCUGAUGCCUAUGGUCUCUAGCAGCCCAAAUGCAGGGGUUGCCAGAGGCCAUCGGGACCAACGCCAGCCUCCUCGGAGGUGGCUCCUUGAAGGCAGCCAAGAAUGUGAGUGCAAAGACUGGUUCCUGAGAGCUCCUAAAAGAAAACUCAUGACAGUGUCCGAGCUGCCAAAGAAGCAGUGUCCGUGUGACCAUUUCAAGGGCAGUGUGAAAAAAACCAGGCAUCAAAGGCACCACAGGAAGCCAAAGAAGCACUCCAGAGCCUGCCAGCAAUUUCUCAAACGAUGUCAGCUAGAAAGCUUUGCUCUGCCUUUAUAGGAGCCCUGAGGGCCCAGUCCCCCAAUGAAAUAGUCUCAGUCCAGAAGGCAGGGAGUGCACCUAGAUGUUCUUCUCCCACUUGCAAGCUCUCCCUCCCUGUCCCUACUCCAGAGUUCUCACAAAGCAUUUUCCCCAAGGUUACUGCUCCCUCUAGUGCCCUCUUCUCUUGUCUUUUCCUGUGCCCUAUCUCCCCACCCCCAACCCAUUCCCUGGGCUUAACCUUAAUUACCUGAAAGAAACCUGGAAACCCCAAUUUCUUAGCUGGUCCCAAAUGACCCUAAAUAUAACCAGGCAAGUAGCACACAGAAGCCAAUAAAUAUUUUUAAAUGCAA
Suricata suricatta (meerkat) is the source of this 839-nucleotide messenger RNA. It is a transcript of the gene CXCL17, whose product is annotated as C-X-C motif chemokine ligand 17. The record is from RefSeq and is a predicted model, not a curated record. Lineage: Eukaryota; Metazoa; Chordata; Mammalia; Carnivora; Herpestidae. Gene Ontology annotation, biological process: positive regulation of monocyte chemotaxis; macrophage chemotaxis; negative regulation of inflammatory response. The transcript has 4 exons. Bases 148 to 507 code for a protein of 119 amino acids.